Molecule: messenger RNA, 987 nt
Organism: Pyricularia pennisetigena
Lineage: Eukaryota; Fungi; Ascomycota; Sordariomycetes; Magnaporthales; Pyriculariaceae
Exons: 3
Coding region: 1-987 (328 amino acids)
Cellular component (GO): cytoplasm
Source: RefSeq, a predicted model, not a curated record
AUGCCUCAGUGUAAAGGCAAAGAAGUCGGCCCCAUUGGGUACGGCUUGAUGGGUCUCACAUGGAGGCCGAAGCCCUGCCCAGAGGAGCAAGCAUUCGCAGCCAUGCGGGAAUCGCUCGAGAGGGGCUGCAACCUCUGGAACGGGGGCGAGUUCUACGGUACUCCAGAGUACAACAGCACGGUGCUGCUCGAGCGCUACUUUGCCAAGUAUCCCGAGGAUGCCGACAGGGUCGUCAUCAGCUUCAAGGCUGGCGUGGACGUCAAGACGCUGCACCCCGACGGCUCACCUGCGUCCGUGCGACGUUCCAUUGACGCUUUCAAUGCAGCCAUCAAGGGCCGCAAGAAGAUCGACACCUUUGAGUGUGCCCGCCGCGACGCCAAGGUCCCGCUCACCGAGACGUUUGGCGCGCUGGACGAGUACGUCAAAAAGGGCGAGAUCGGCGGCAUAUCGCUGAGCGAAGUGUCUGCCGCCACCAUUCACGAGGCGGUCAAAAUCACAAAGAUAGACAGCGUCGAGGUUGAGCUCUCGAUUUGGAACCCAGAUGUGCUACACAACGGCAUUGCUGCAGCUUGUGCGCAGUACAACAUUCCGAUACUGGCCUAUUCCCCCAUUGGACGAGGGUUCUUGACUGGAGAAAUCAAGUCAUUCGACGACAUUCCAGAGGGAGACUUCCGUCGGCACCUGCCCAGGUUCCAGCCAGAGAAUUUUGACCAAAACCUCAAGCUUGUCGAUGCGAUCAAAGAUAUGGCCAGCAAGAAGGGCUGCACACCAGCUCAACUGGCCAUCAACUGGGUCCGGUCCCUCAGCCAAAGAAACGGUUUACCAGUAAUCAUUCCAAUCCCAGGCGCCACGACUGCUGAGAGGGUCAAGGAGAACUCGACCAUCAUUGACUUGUCGGACGAUGAGAUGGCCGAGAUACAAAACAUGCUGUCAAAAUACGAGAUCAAGGGCGCGAGGUACGCCGAGGGCCACCCUACUAAUACUUAG